UCUCUUCUCCCCCCGCCCCCCUCCGUGGCAAGAGAUCACGUAGGAGGCGUCGUCAUCGCCGCGAGGCAAGUCGUGGGAGGCGCUGCUGCUGUGGGGUAGGAAGUAUUCUCCUGCUAGCCUAGGUCCUCUCUGCAACGGUGCCCAUCUCUGGCCAUUGCACCAUGGUGACGUACCACAUCCGUGAGUACCGUACUGAGGACUAUGAGAUGGCGCGUGACUUAUUUGCCACGGGGAUGAGUGAGUACGUGCCCACUCUGUGCGUGCACAUGCUGAAACAGCCCUGGCUGAUCCUAGUCCUGGCCUGCACCUUCUGCCUGCUCCUGUCCAGCUCCAGAUCACUCCUCCUCCCCAUCCUUGCUGUCACCCUGCUGCUGGCCGUGGGUCGGCAACUUCUAGGCUAUAUCUGGUCAAUGUACAUCGACCACUGCUUGCAGGAGGACCUGCUGGACAUCCAUGCCUUUUACCUGAGUGAGAAGGGUGCCUGUUUCUGGGUGGCCGAGGUGGAUGAAUGUGUGGUGGCCAUAGUGGGUGCCAGGCCCUCUGAAGAACAUCGGGAGGAACUCAUGUUGAAACGCAUGUCAGUUCGCAAGGACUACCGAGGCCUUGGCAUUGCCAAGGCCCUAUGCAAGACAGUGAUCUCCUUUGCCCGCAAGCAUGGCUACCAGUCAGUGGUGCUGAACACCCUCAUGGUGCAGCAUGAGGCCCGCACCAUGUACGAGGGCAUUGGCUUCCAUAUGUAUCACCACUAUGUCCUACCCACCAUCUAUGGCAGAUUGGCCAACUGCACCGUUUCCAAGUACCGAUAUGAUAUCCCCUCUGUGGACUGAGUGGAGAAACCAGGGAAUGGUCUGUGGUGACUGUCUGGAUCUAGCCUUCCAUCCCUCUGUCCCUCGGGCAUUUGGUUCAGCGGAUUAUGAAGGAUGGAGAAAAUAUGGAGCAGUUAACUUUGGUGCUGAGCAAUGGGCUGUGUCUCCAAUUCUGAACACUGAGCAUUAAUUUUCCAGGUCGUUGCAGAGGGCAUUUGCUGGCCGGGCAGGUUUCAUGGAAUUCUAGUAAUGAAGGAUAUUAACAAAAAGCAUUUUCAGAAGGUUCCUUUUCACUUCCAUUGUGUUUGGAGGAAAUUGGGGAUACUGAUUUGGAAUGUGGGGAUGUGGCUUGCAGAACAGGUUUUCAUUGCUGAAGAAAGUGGCCUUCUCCACUGGCCCUGAUGUUCUACCUUGGCCUCGUAUCAGCAAUUCUAAGCUUUCACAGAAGCUGCUGUUGUCUUUUUUCUUGAGGUCCAUUCGUGAUACUUGUGGCAAGUGACUGGCCAAGGAGCUAGAGUGUCAGAAGCGACUGUUGUUGGGUACCAUUUUUUGCCUUCUGGGAUGGACAGCCCAAAGGCCUUGUCAUCACACCACCUUGCUGCUGAAAUUUCUGUUUGUUUCCUUGGGGCAUGCAGCACAUUGCACUCUGCAUCAGCUUGAAUGCACAGGAAAUUCAUUCUUUCCAUCACAAUCUUAAAUGCAAAUCAAAAUGUCCUUGUUUUCAGGUAGCGGAUCGUUCUGGAGCAUAAACGUCUUAACAGCUUUCAUUCUGACCAGCUAAUAACUACAUCAAUUGGCUUUGGAGGAAGUCUGUGUCUCUGGUGUGUGUUUUUACACAUGAUCCUGUCUGAGGAGAUUUUACCUAUUUCCCACAUUAGGGUCCCAAAAUUGUUACUACUUUUUCUGUACCAAAAGCCAAGAAUGAAUUUAUACAGUGCAGAGGUACAGGGAAAUCUCCUUAGAAAUUUAUUCUAAAUUACAAAGCCACAAACACUUGCUUUCAGCCCUCUGAUCACACUGGUUGCCCAUUUCCCCAGAUGAUUAGGAGGUUGGAGCAACCAACCCAUGAGGAACAGUUACAUCUUUUUGAAACUUUUUAGUUUUGAAAGAAGGGUAAGUAAGGGAGGUGUGAUAAAGAUUUGAGCAAUGGUGUCAAAAAAGUGGAUUGAGAGGUUUUUCUCCCCCUUGAAAUACUAGAACUUGGGAUCAUCUAAUGAAGCUCAGUUGUGAGGUUCAGGAGCGGCAAAA
Molecule: messenger RNA, 2054 nt
Organism: Rhineura floridana
Lineage: Eukaryota; Metazoa; Chordata; Lepidosauria; Squamata; Rhineuridae
Product: probable N-acetyltransferase camello
Exons: 2
Coding region: 162-827 (221 amino acids)
Molecular function (GO): N-acetyltransferase activity
Source: RefSeq, a predicted model, not a curated record